Molecule: messenger RNA, 867 nt
Organism: Caenorhabditis briggsae
Lineage: Eukaryota; Metazoa; Nematoda; Chromadorea; Rhabditida; Rhabditidae
Exons: 6
Coding region: 1-867 (288 amino acids)
Source: RefSeq, a predicted model, not a curated record
AUGGAAAGCAUUUUCUCACGAAUUAUCGCAGACAACGACGCUUUCUUCAAAAAUCAGCAACGAGAUGAGAAAGAACUGACAGAUGAACAAAAGCUGAAGAUUUUAGAAGAUCUUUCCGCUUCGAAGUUGCCGAUUUUUCUAGAUAGGUAUCAAAAUUACCUCGAACCUGUAGAUUGCGAUAUUUUUGCUGAUAAUGAUGAUUGUGUGGUUCAGGAAAUAAUGAAACGGAUUCGUCGACGUUCUGGAAUCAGUGAGAAGCAGAAGCGGAACAUGCGUUACAAUGCUAUGCAAACGCUAUUAAAAGCUGGCGAUUACUUCUCUGAUACCAAGAUGAGGGAACGAGAACCGUAUCUUUUCGACGCAAUGAUCGGAAAGUUCCUCGGUGAAGAACACAUGGAGUUUCUUCGACCGACAGUUACCAGAGAUGCAUCUGAAUCCUCAUGGUCCAGUUACAUGGUUCGCUUCGAGGAAAUGUCUGAAAUUGCUGAAAGGCGGAAACUUCAAGCGAAGGAAUGGGAAGGUCCACGACAAGAAGAUGGAGGAAAGGACCACAUUAGCAGGUUCAUGAAUCACGUGGCAAGCCAUGAAUUUGUUCCGGAAGAAGAAGAUGACGAGCCCGUUGAGGAUGAAGUUGAAAAGAUGCGAGAGAAAAUGGAACGGCUUGCACAGGAAGUCGAGCAGUAUAACGAUAUCGGAGAAGAUGACACGAAGGAUGUCCUCCGACACGAAUUCGAAUCAUUCAUGAAGGAAAAGUUUCUGGCCGGAAAGGACAAAGAAUUCUAUGACUACUCCGACUGCGAACAGGGCAGACUACCCGAUCCAAUUCGAGACCAAGACGAUGAAGACCGGUGGUUUGAUGAAGAUUGA